This is a messenger RNA of Etheostoma cragini (Arkansas darter), 1924 nucleotides long. RefSeq names its product RAD23 homolog A, nucleotide excision repair protein a (gene rad23aa). The transcript is spliced from 9 exons. Gene Ontology annotation, cellular component: nucleoplasm; cytosol. The record is from RefSeq and is a predicted model, not a curated record. Gene Ontology annotation, molecular function: damaged DNA binding; ubiquitin binding; proteasome binding. Lineage: Eukaryota; Metazoa; Chordata; Actinopteri; Perciformes; Percidae. Gene Ontology annotation, biological process: nucleotide-excision repair; proteasome-mediated ubiquitin-dependent protein catabolic process. Bases 200 to 1297 code for a protein of 365 amino acids.
ACCUUCCAGCGGAGCUUUUCUCGCCGCACCACCAACUUGUCACCAAAGAUGGCGAUUUGCUGAGUGCUCAUGGAUACACACAUUUUUCAGCCUGUCGUUAUCGUACCAGAAACGCCAACUUUAAAAACAAAUUAAUUACUUAGCGAGCAACUAUUUCUCCGUUUGAAGCACAUCUGACAUAACGUCAGUCACCGCCACCAUGCAGAUCACGCUUAAAACACUGCAACAGCAGACCAUUCAGAUUGAAAUAGACCCCGUACAAACGGUGAAGGCAUUGAAAGAGAAGAUAGAAGCAGAAAGGGGAAAAGACAACUUUCCUGUAUCUGGGCAGAAGUUGAUAUACGCUGGAAAAAUCCUGCAAGAUGACACACCUAUUAAGGACUACAACAUUGAUGAAAAGAAUUUUGUUGUAGUGAUGGUUUCCAAGGCUAAAUCCGCAGCUGCCGCCUCACCCCCGGCCUCCGACGCCCCCAAGCCCCCUGUACAGGACUCAAGCUCCACGUCAACAGCUGUCCAAGCCACAACCCCAGCAUUAGCCCCAGUCCCAACCCCAGCAGCUGUCCCCAUUCCCUCAGAGGAGGCCAAAGAGGAGCCAACUGCUGCAGCCACAGAACCACAACAGCCAGCCAGCUCCAGCAGCGGGGGUCAGGGCUUGGAUGCCUCCUCAGCACUGGUGACUGGUGCAGAGUACGAGGCCAUGCUCACAGAGAUCAUGUCUAUGGGCUACGAAAGGGAGAGGGUGGUGGCUGCGCUACGGGCCAGUUUCAACAACCCCCACAGAGCUGUGGAGUACCUUCUCACUGGUAUCCCCAGCAGCCCAGUCCAGGAGAGUAAUGCCCCGGCGCAGGCCCCUGCAUCUGGACCCACAGAAGCCCCAUCUCUAUCAGAGGGAGAGAACCCACUUGCAUUCCUGCGGACGCAGCCCCAGUUUCUGCACAUGAGACAGGCCAUCCAGCAGAACCCUGCUCUGCUACCAGCUCUUCUCCAACAACUAGGCAGAGAGAAUCCUCAACUUCUACAGCAAAUCAGUCAGCAUCAGGAGCUGUUCAUCCAGAUGUUGAAUGAGCCAGUGGGAGAGGGGGGAGAUGUGCCAGAGGUUGGAGAGCUGGGGGCAGCAGGGGAGGAGGGCGCACCUGUCAACUACAUCCAGGUUACACCUCAGGAGAAGGAAGCCAUCGAAAGGUUGAAAGCGCUGGGCUUCCCCGAGGCCCUGGUGAUCCAGGCCUACUUUGCCUGCGAGAAGAACGAGAACUUGGCGGCCAACUUUCUCCUCAACCAGGGACUGGAAGAUGACUGAGCAGCGCUGCCUUCCUGCUCCUCCCUCCCACCCUUCCCCUCUUCAGCUCAGCAUAAAAAGACUGCACCCCCAAUUUUACUGUACAGCUACCAACCUCAGCUCAACCCGAGAGGAGAGGAGGGGAGAGGGCAGAGCCAGCAGGGAAGGGAGGGGGGGGAUUAACGGGGUGUGUUAGGUAAUGGUGGGGUUACACACUUAAAAGUACACAAAGUGGAGGUUGUGUGCAGGAAGGGCAGACUCAAAGAUUAUUGGAGGUUGGGGUAAAGAGGUGUGGAGGAGUGAUGAAAUCCACGUGAAUUCCAAUGGAAUGUGUUGGGUUUGUCUAGGGGACAUCUAUAAUUUGAUUUUAGACGCGCUUCGUGACAUGGGGGGGUGGGGGGACGAGAGAGAGUGUGUGUGUGUGUGUGCAUGUGUCUGUGUGCCUGUGCAGAUGGGUGCGAUACAGUUAAGCUAAAAAAAAGUAAUCAAUUUGCAUUCUCUUAAGUUUGUUAAUGCUGUAGCUGGAUUGUAUGGAAGCUCCUCACUGCACUUCAACAUUAUCAGUGUGUGUAACUGCUUGUAUGAACCUCUGUAAGCCUCAUGUACGUUCGUCCAAGAAUGAUAUUGGCAGAGAUAGACUGAACCGUG